AUGGUUCGUCUUCGUUACGGAUCAUUUCAGAACCGGGAUCCAAAUGCCCGAAAGACAUCACGCCAUAAGACCCAGCCUGAAGUUGGCCUUGAGCGUGGAAGACCCAACCGAGUUCUUCCCCAAAGGAGAGUUGCUACCUCCUUGAAGUGGCCCGAGGGGAGGAUGUCUCGAGUUCCUGGGUCUGAGUCGAAGGCAUCCUGCUUCAUUCCGCUGUUCAGUUCGCAUUUUGUUCUCGUCCCCGCCUCAUCCCCUUUUAUUUUUGUGCAAUCCCUCCCUGAGCACUGCCUACCAACAGUAUCAAUCAACUCCACCUAUCGUUGUGGGACCCACCCACUCCUGGAUGAAGAUGCUGCGAACGUCUCUCCCUCUGGUCAGCAUGCAGUAGCGGAGCUCAAUCGAACUCGCCCCUCCAGGUUCUCUACUGCUCUGUUUCUCUAUGGAGCUUCCCUUGAUGUUGUGCUUACGGCCCAUUGGACGGGUGCCCAAUUUCCUCGCUUCUUGAAUAACCUUGAUCCUCUCUCCUGCCUCAUUCAUGCUGCACUCUCGAGGCAAGGUUCAGAGAAAUGGGGUAAUGUCAAGUGCGCUCGAUGGAACGAAGAUGAUCGUCUGAGGGGAAGAACAAGUGCACUCCGAAUGAAUCUUCCAAGUCAGACAUCUGACACCGAUUUCAAGACGGAGCGGGGUUUGAGCACUGCUUCCGUCGCAAUUAGUGAUCAACAUACCGGCAGCCCAGUGGUCUACCGGUUCCGUGAAAAGAAAAGCUCAGAAUGAGGCCUGGUAUAAGACGCACCCCCUCAUCAACCUCUGGCAAAUACGUGAAAAGAAAGCGUUCACGAGUCAUCCAAGUUUAUUUCUUAAUGUAAGUUCUUGAUUAUCAUCCUUUGUAC
Darwinula stevensoni is the source of this 887-nucleotide messenger RNA. Lineage: Eukaryota; Metazoa; Arthropoda; Ostracoda; Podocopida; Darwinulidae. The record is from the annotation of a GenBank genome assembly.